AUGCAAUUCGAUCAAUAGAAAACAGACGAAAUCAAGCUUAAUCCCAGAUAUCAAAAUCUCUUAAAAUGGGGAUUGGAUAAUGGUGUGAUCAUCAAGGAUGUGGAUAUGCCAGCAGCCUUUGGAGAACUCACAGGUGUUGUUGCUACUAAGGAUAUUCCUGCUAAUACAGCAAUAAUCUGUGUGCCUCAACCCUUGAUCAUAUCCUAAGAGAAAUGCAAACUGAGUUCAUUGUCCAUCGUCUAUGAUAAGCAUCCUGAGCUAUUCGACGAAAACGAGACUUCGGAUGCUGAAUUUAAUAUCUUAAUAUUUUAUUUGUUCAAUGAAAAGAAGAAGGGCGAAAAAUCAUUCUAUCAUCCUUAUGUUCAAGCAAUUCAAUCGAAUAACACUUUAAUUGAUUGGAGCAAAGAAGAACUCAAUUACAUUGAAGAUCCUAUAAUAUUAGACGAAUUCGCUAUAGUGCGUGAGGAUUUGAAGGAUUUGUGGAAUCAAGCCAAAGAAAUAUUCAAUGAAUUCGUUCAAGUUUUUGGAGAAACAAGACCGACAGACAAGGAAGAUUUCUAUUGGGCAGCAUAAAGUGUGAUGAGUAGAUGUUUUGGUUGGUCUUUGAAAUCCACCAGUAUGAUCCCUAUUGCUGACUUUCUCAAUCAUUCUAACAAGGCCUGUACUCAUUAUCUGGUGCAUUCCAAAAUUGAGAAGCUCGAAUCAGACAAACUUCAAGCUAAAAAGGAUGGAAAAAAUGAACAGAAACAAGAUAGUGACGAGGAUUCCUUCAUGCAGAUUGUGCAAGAAUAAUAUAAGAUAAAGGGAAAUAAAAUCAAUUUAAGUGUUCUCAAUGUCAAAUAAGACGAAUCUUAAUUUAAAUAGUUCGUUGAUCCAAAACAGACUUACAUUUUGCAACACUAGCAAUAUCUCACUGAAAAUCAAUUGAAAGAUAUUGACAACUUGGAUAACAUAUCGAAUUCUGAUAAGAGAGCCAUGAUCAAUUGGAUCAAUUAUGAGCAAUUGAUUUAGAAUUCUGAAGUUCAACUUUGGGAUUUAGGAUUUGUUACUUCCUCAGAUAGUGAAGACAAUGACUCUGAUGAAGAUGUUGAAAUAGCAAGAAACAAACAAUUUGAAACUCUGAAAAUAAGGGAGUUAUCUGAUUGGAAACUUAAAUUUGAAGAGAAGAAACAGCAGAGGAAUCAAUAAAAAGAGAAGAACCAAUAAGAAACCUAAAUGGAACAAUAAACUGCUGAAUUAACUUAAGAUCCAGACAAAGAAUAAAGUGAUGGAGAUUUAAAGGGCUAAACAGAUAGUGAAAGCAUUUUGACUAUCUGUCUUAAUAAUGAAAAGAAAAACCUAGUUACCAUCAAAGGUCUGCCUCCGCAAUAGAUCUAGGCUUUGAAACAGAGAUAGUAAUAGAUGUUGGAGGUUCAGCAACAGAAAGAAUAGAUCAAAUAAACCAUCUAAGAGUAGCGUCAAUAGUAGGACAAGGACAAUUAGAGUGACAGCAGUGAAGAGUCGAAGUGGGAUUGGCUGGAGGAGAAUGACAAGGACGUAUACUUUUGUAUUACGACUACAGAACCAAUAAGGAAACAUGAAUAAGUUACGGUGUCUUACGGGAGAAGGACCAACAGAUUCUUGCUUAGUUGGUAUGGAUUUACUCUACCUGAAAAUAAAUACAGUUCCUACAAUUUUAGAUUAUGGCUCAAUACAGAUAUAUGUAAGGAGAAGAUUUUAAGUCAGAAAUAGAUCUUUGACACCAUCACCAUUAAUAAGUUGAUUAAUCCGGAAGAGUGGGACACAGGUAAAAUCAACUUCAAUGGUAACGACGUUCCUAUUUCAUCAAUUACGAAGGAAUUUAGAAUCAAAAAGAAUAAACUCAAUAUGGACUUACUGAUGUAUUUGAGACUAUAUCUUAUGCUCUACCAAGUCCAAGUUAAGGAUGUGUUAAUCACUAUACCUGUAUCAGUCGAUUAUGAAGUAUUCGUGAUGCAGUUUUGUAUAUAAUUGUUACAACAUUAUCUAAAUUCAUACUCCUAGGAGUUGGCUUAAGAUAUUAAAGAAUUAGAAUCCAAAAUAUCAUUCUCAAGACGAUUUGCACUCCAUAUUAAUAAGGAACGCAAAGAAAUACUUAUCAAUUAGAUUAUGAUUCUUUUAGAUGCCAUUAUUAUCUUAAAAAAAUUCAAAGAAAGCAAUGACUUGAAGUAGGCUUACAUAUCAGAGAUUCAUAAUAAUGUGUAUUAUAAGAUGGAAAAUUUAAGAGGCUUGAAAGUGUAUCUCAAAUCUAUUCAUGAAUUUCUAUGA
Molecule: messenger RNA, 2286 nt
Organism: Paramecium tetraurelia
Lineage: Eukaryota; Ciliophora; Oligohymenophorea; Peniculida; Parameciidae
Exons: 6
Biological process (GO): peptidyl-lysine monomethylation
Molecular function (GO): protein binding; protein-lysine N-methyltransferase activity
Source: RefSeq, a predicted model, not a curated record